Messenger RNA from Phanerochaete carnosa HHB-10118-sp, 1528 nucleotides. RefSeq lists its product as uncharacterized. Lineage: Eukaryota; Fungi; Basidiomycota; Agaricomycetes; Polyporales; Phanerochaetaceae. The coding region runs from base 230 to 796 and encodes 188 amino acids. Gene Ontology annotation, molecular function: nucleoside triphosphate diphosphatase activity. Gene Ontology annotation, cellular component: cytoplasm. Gene Ontology annotation, biological process: nucleoside triphosphate catabolic process. The transcript has 9 exons. The record is from RefSeq and is a predicted model, not a curated record.
CGACCUUCCCAAAUGUUACGUCCCGCCAAUCAUUUGCACACUGAGGCGAUGGACACGGGUCGUUUUUCUCUGAAUUGUUGGCCGACAGUGUCUAUUACUAUGUUAGCAAGCACUCAUCCUGACUCAUGCAACACGAGGCGCAAGCGAGAAACUUGUGGAUAAAAACUGGGCAUCACUCCCCGAACUCUGUAUCUUCUGAACCUCUCUCGCACAAAUACCCGCGUCCAAGAUGUCUCCUCACAAGCUCACUUUCGUCACCGGCAACCGCAUGAAGCUCCAGGAAGUCCGAGCCAUCUUGGGAAACGCGGACAUCGACCUUGUAUCAAAGGAGCUCGACGUGCCAGAGAUUCAAGGGACUACAGAAGAGGUCGCCCGAGAAAAGUGCCGCAGAGCAGCAGAACUUCUACAGGGCCCAUGUAUCACCGAAGACACGGCCCUCUGUUUCGAGGCUCUAAACGGCCUUCCUGGUCCUUACAUUAAAUUUUUCAUAAAAGAGCUGGGUUUAGACGGCCUGAACACGCUGUUACAAGGUUUCCCGACGAACAAUGCAUGGGCACUUUGCACGUUCGCAUACAGCGACGGUCCAGGCACCGAGCCGAUUAUCUUUGAGGGGCGCGUAAACGGAAGGAUCGUCCCUCCACGGGGAGCUGAAAAGUUCGGCUGGAAUCCAAUCUUCGAGGUUGAAGGCACAGGAAAGACAUUCGCCGAGAUGACCGAAGAAGAGAAGAACAGCUGCUCACACCGCUACCGUGCGGUGAAUAUGCUCACCGCUUUCCUUCGGAAACAUAAACCAUGAGCGCAUGAGCAAUCGGCAGCCAGAUACCGCUGACACUUUUGCUACUUUGCUAUAGUCUUAGACUUAUAGAAUUAUGCGUAGAUUGUGAUAUGUAUCCAUCGUCACAGCCUUGAAGCAGCUCUCAGUGCGGCUGCCUGGUGAUCCGUAACGGACGUCAAGGUAUGUGCCCCUGAGUAUAGAAGCUUGCCUGUCGCCUUGUCGUAUACCUCUGCCCUCGCGCUCAGUACUCGUGUUCUGAUUGUGAGGGUGGUGGCUACUAUCUUCAGUGUCAUACCCAGCAGCGCCGGUGCGUGGUAGUUGACGUUCAAAGCCAGCGAUGCGCCUACCGCGUCCUUCCCCACUGCGGCACCCAGGAGGUACAAGACGUCGCCGGUACACAUUUCAAUGAAGUGCGCAGCACACGCACCAGAGACGGUGCGGCCUCCCCGAUUGAGCAUCUCUUCAAGUACUGGCACCUCGAAAAUUGCUUCCGCCUCGAGGGUAUGCGGACCAGCCGCAUCCUCUGGCCCGCUUUUCCUCCGGCUGAUGUUAGCCUCGACGAGCUUGAGGUGCCUCGCCUGCUCGUUUGCGAAGACGUUCGUGCCCCCGCCGCAGUAAUUUGAGAAUAUGUUCACGUUCAGCUGUUUGUCAUCGUCCGUGCAAUUUCCGCGGAUAGUGGAUACGUCUUCAUUUGGCGGGCCUGCCUUUGGGAAGGCACGGAGGCGAGCGAGGGGGUCUGCCAUGACUGGGCGC